Messenger RNA from Metarhizium robertsii ARSEF 23, 660 nucleotides. RefSeq lists its product as uncharacterized. Gene Ontology annotation, biological process: RNA splicing. Lineage: Eukaryota; Fungi; Ascomycota; Sordariomycetes; Hypocreales; Clavicipitaceae. Gene Ontology annotation, cellular component: precatalytic spliceosome. The coding region runs from base 1 to 660 and encodes 219 amino acids. The record is from RefSeq and is a predicted model, not a curated record. The transcript has a single exon.
AUGAGCGACUCUCGCCGUCCCCGCCGGCCAGACAGCCGGCAAAUGUGGGACGAAUCAGACCGCCCUCGAAGACCACGGGACCGAGACCGCUUCGAUCGCGAAAGAGACUCGGAUCGCCCGCACCCACGUUCUAGAUCUCGGGAGAGAAGGGGUGGCUACGACGACCGUUCCAGAUCCCCGGAUAGGCGCUAUAGGGAUCGUGGCAGCCGUGGGAGAGGCCGCGGCGGCCAAGACAGGUCCCCCAGAGAUUCUCGCCGCUACGAUGACCGAGAGAGAGACCGACCAAAUGCUCGUCGCAGAUCAGCGUCACCCACCAGCACCAGUCCCCCGCCUUCUUCGACUCUACCAACUCGCUCUCGCACUGAUAAAGCAAACCGAGCUCCUGCUUCUAGCCAUCGUCGCAGUCCCCCACCACGCGACCCGUCCCGAGACGAUACCCCCAUGUCCAACGAAGACGAUGCAGAGCCCGGAGAGGCAGAUGCCGACGACGAUAUGGCUAACAUGCAAGCCAUGAUGGGAUUUGGUGGCUUUGGCACGACAAAAGGCAAAAAGGUAGUUGGCAAUAGUGCCGGGGCUGUAAGGAAAGAGAAGAAGAUGGAGUAUAGGCAAUAUAUGAACCGGCAGGGAGGUUUUAAUAGGCCUUUAAGCCCGGGUAGGUGA